Molecule: messenger RNA, 3090 nt
Organism: Lineus longissimus
Lineage: Eukaryota; Metazoa; Nemertea; Pilidiophora; Heteronemertea; Lineidae
Exons: 3
Coding region: 170-1555 (461 amino acids)
Source: RefSeq, a predicted model, not a curated record
AUUUUGUAGGUAACCAGCUGGUGGAACGACCAUAUUUUCGAGUGGUCGGGUCAUGGCUAUAAAUCGUUUUAAUAUGUAUUGUGUAUACGCUUACUAUUUUUGGACAAAGGACGGAAACCGGUACAAACUAGAACUAUUGGCAAGUAGGAUGAUUUCCAGGGAUUAAACCAUGACAGAACGGCCAGUGAAGGUUCGAUGCCACGGAGUGGUAAAAAGACUCCGCAUUACAGGAAACCUCAAUAACGUACUGAAGGUGAUUCGCCAAGGGUUCGAUAUACUUGCUGACGCCGAUAUCACCCUGACGAUGGUAGUGGAAGGGAAUGGAACCCCCCGCCCCGUCACUGAGCAGACCCUCCAAUACAACUGGAAUAAGCUUCAAGAACUGAAUGUGACACUACCACGUCAAGCCCAAAGGGCGCUGGUGAACCCAGCCCAUCUUCAGACAGUCAUCGAAGGAAGAUUGUACAAGAUUGAUGAACCACCAAGUCGAAACAGCCAAGUCGUCCAAAAGUGCCGACGCGACAUGGGGAUCAUGAAAAACAUCGCCGAAUUCAAAAACAUGUUCCCGAGGACAAUCAGCUUGGUCGGGGACCUGCAUUGCUCAGUCAGUACUUUGAAGACUUCAUUCUUGGUCAGAGGCACCAACUUGGUGUCAAAGUCGAAGUCUGUCGUAAAAAGCCUCAUAGACAUUUUUGUUAAAUCAGAGUCUGCCUUUGAGGGUUUAAGCAAAUUGUGUGCAACCGUCACAGAUGUUUUGCAGCAGCUGAGUCUCGACUUGGUGAACGGGGAUCAUCAACCGGCUAUUGCUAUUCUUGAAAUGUUGAUGAGUAAAGGCGACGAAAUGGAGAAAGUCGCUCGAGAAUUGGACGGUAGUAUUGAACGGUCAAUGGGGGAGAUUGAUGGCGCUGUCCAAACCAUCGCGAAUGAGAAGAAACAGAUAGAAACAAAAGUUGAUCAUACGACGAGGGAGAAGAACAGAACUGAGGAAAAGAUAAAGCGGCAAAGCCUGGAAAUUGAUAGACUUGAGAGUAAGCUCAGAGAGUAUACGAAUGAGAUCAAGGAAAAGAAAAAAAAUGCGGCAAUAAGUGGAACAACAACUGGAGUUGGAGUUGGCCUUACCGUCGCCGGGGUCCUGUUCCCACCGUUGCUCUUGGCCGGUAUCCCGACACUGGUAGGAUCAUCAAUUUACCUCGGGGUGACCGUCAGUCAAAUCAAAGAUCUCAAAAACGAAAUAAGUGCAGCAAAGGAUGAAAAAAGGAGAGACGAGAGGAGGAAAGAGGAACUUAAACAGACACUGAGCGAGCUCAGAAGCGACCUUCGAAAGUUGGAACCGAUUUCUACUUGCCUGCAUGAUGUUUGGGGACAAAUGGUGGGGAUUAAAGCAGCCGUCAAAAAGAUGGAGUCGUUUUGGCCAGGACUGAAUGACUUCUGUAAAUCGGUGAUGGCAUCGGAGCAACGAAUGGUUUCUGUGAUGAAAAGUGACAGCACGAAUCCUGUUACUCUUUCUGAUGCCUUCAAGUCACAGAUUGUGAAUUUCUCGGCAAGGCAAGUAUAAAUGCAGUUAUUGCUUAAAUCAUCACACGGAGGCUAUUUCGUUGUCUUCAAGGGAGUGUGGCUCGCAUUCCAAGGAUGAUGAAUAUUGUCAAAUAAGGGGAAUCUAUAAGGGUGAGUGGAAGGCGGGGGGGGGGGGGUCAAAUGCCUUCAGAAUGUGUUUUUCUAUCCCCUCCGGGCGAAAAAGCGAGCAACGGCCCUGGAACCAUCGCCAGUGCCGGGUAUAUAUAACUCAACCAUUUUUGGUUUUUAUGAUUACACGUCAGUUGCUCUGCAUGAGGUUUGUCAGAGUUGCCACGAUGAUGUCAAAACAGCCUUAUCGAAACUGCGCUCAUAUCAAUGUAUGUUUUGAAAUGUGGCGGGGAAUUCUACCGGGAUUAUUUUGGUUUGGACUGAACGAAUAUAUGGCGGAAAAGAUACCAAGGGAAGACUUUUCUGCGUCGGCUUAUAUAUAGCAUCCUCGAAAUACCAGAGUCAGUCGUAUCCUCCUCCCCUCGCACACGUACGCUCGAUUGUUGGUGCUGAGUGUUGGCCAGAAGUGCAGGAUAUAGCCGUCGAAACCACCUCUCACCUAGGUAGAUUAUUCACGAUUGUACGAGGGAUAUAUUUAUCGCUGAAUCAACUACGAUCCAUGCAGUCCUUUCCUCUGUCCAGAUCAGCUGAUUUUGGAGACGACAUGACGACGUCAGAACAUACCGUAACCAUGAUGCCAUCUGAGGACUGUUAAUCUGCAAAUUCAAAAUGUUGGUACAAAUCUAUAUCAUAAUACUAUAAGGCGGCUCGCUAAAGUGCCAUUUGGGGGUCGUGUUUCGUCUGGAAAUUUUGCACGUUUGCAGGUGAUAUGUUAUCCUGAUGCAACGUCAUGUUUAUUUUCGGAAAUUUACUUCAGCGGAGCAGUAAUGAGGGAUUUUUAAUCGGACACGGUCAAUUCUCCUUAUCACUCACGGAAGCCAAGCCAUUGCUGUUCAGUUAUGCAGGGGAUUAAUGAAUCACCUGCACUCCCUGUGGGGUGACUAACACUACCUGUUGAACGGCUGGCUGUAGGGGGAUGAUUGGAACAGCCUGUACACGUGCUGACCUGCUGAACCCAGAAGUAUUAAGGUAGCAGGAAGGGUUGGGCGUUUGUGGUUUCUGAGUCUGAGGGGGUUGGUGUCUGUUGACUGUGCUUUAAGAGAGACUAGGCAUGGCGCCAGUCUCUCUUAAAGCACAGUCAACAGGCAUUUGGUCUCAGUAUUUGGGUUUUGAUUGCCAUGACUGUACCCCUGUAAAAGUCCGAGGAGGAGAAGUUUGGAAUGAUGAAAGCAUUGAAGAAGAAGAAAUGUUAUUAUUGAGGAAAGCAAAAUUUAUUAUGAGACUAGAAGGCAGUGUCCUGACUUGAUUAUUUUGAAAAUGGCGGUCUGAACACAUUAAAAGGUGGAACAUGGCAUUUUAUCGACUUUGAAGUGUUCCGCAGUUAAAGGGAGACUAUAGGCAGCAGCUAGGUAGGCAAGAUAAAGUCAUACAAAUUUGCCAAUAGGGGUCAGUCAUAUCUCUAGGCAU